This is a messenger RNA of Amborella trichopoda, 1362 nucleotides long. NCBI's taxonomy places the organism in Eukaryota, Viridiplantae, Streptophyta, Magnoliopsida, Amborellales, Amborellaceae. The record is from RefSeq and is a predicted model, not a curated record.
AUUAAAAUAAUUAAAUAUGGGUGCGGUUUGUAUAGAGCUGAGGUUCUAUACAAUCAAAGUGAUACACAUCUUUAAAUUGUGUUGAGAAAUGUGGUUUAAAUACUGGAAAUCUUAUCAAAGCAAUUAGCUGGUUCUUUGCUUUGUGCCCUUUUCAUGGCGGAUCGAUUGACGUUUCGCCCUAGCCGUAAAAGUGCAAAGAAUAGGACUAACCCAGAGGCGAGCAUGUGCUUUGAUCCGUUGGUGGUAGAUGAACAGGCAAUUAUUCCUAUAGAUGACUCUGACGAGGAUACAGGGGAUUUUGUUAUUGACUUGUCGGCGCUGGUGAUGGAGGAGGAUGGCGUCGAGGUUGAUGAUGCUGGGUCUUUUGAUCCACAGUCUGCUUUGGUGCUUUCUGAGCCUAUUGCUCCCCUUGCUACUUUGCCUGAAGUAGCCACAUUGUCGGAAGCUAUGGGUGGCGGUGCUGAGAAUGACAGAGUUGAAAAUGCUCUUUAUCGGGUGGUUCUUGAAGAUAUGAGACUUGAUUAUGAUGUCCCUAUUGCUAAGGUUUAUCAGGCAAUCAAAGAAAAAAAAAAGAGUGAAGAAGCGAGCUGCUAAGGAAGUGCAAGCGCCGGGUAAGAACGUUGUGGAGGGUAUGGAGGCUAACACUGAUUUGAAGGUGCCUGAGGCUGUGAUGAUUGAAGAGAUGCAGUUGCAGGCUACGGAUAUGGUGUAGAAUGAGGCUACCGUCAAGUCUUCAGGCACUGUUCGUCACAAAGGGAAGAAAAAGGUGCUGCUAAAAGUUAAGGAAAAGAAGUCGGCUGCUCCUUCGAGAUAUUCAAGUAGACUGAAGGCAGGGGCGCAUUGGUGAUCAGGGAGUUGAAUGCUAAUGCUCUACUUGUAGUGAGUUUGGAGGAGUCUACUUUUGAUGAUGAUGAAUGUGAUGCUGUGCUUGAUGCGCCUUUUCAGGGGCCUCACGGUGAACGUUCAGGUCGGAGAAAAUUUAUUGGCGACAAAGUUCUUGAGUCGAAUGGCUGAAAGAGGGCGGUCUGAACACAUAAUUUUUUCAUUCUAUUGCCUGUGCACGCAAGCGACAGAAUGAUCUCUCAGGUCUUACGAUUCAAGGAGUAAUGCAGGAGGAUAUUGAUAGUCGCAAUUUGGCGAUAAUUGAGCAUUUUUGAAAGGCUUUUUCAUUGGAAAUAUGCGCUACCCUUAGAUUGGGUUGUAUUUCUUUUAAAACUCUUUCAGAGACAGUUGCAGCACAACUUGAAGUUGAGGUCUCAAUGGACGAACUGAAAUUAGUUGUUUUUUCGUUGGCAGGAGAUAAGGCACCUGGACCUGACGGCUUUCCUAUGUGUUUUUUCCAUAGGUUUUGGUCGAUGUUGU